This is a messenger RNA of Perognathus longimembris pacificus (Pacific pocket mouse), 3503 nucleotides long. RefSeq names its product casein kinase 1 delta (gene Csnk1d). Gene Ontology annotation, biological process: peptidyl-serine phosphorylation; regulation of circadian rhythm; positive regulation of proteasomal ubiquitin-dependent protein catabolic process. Gene Ontology annotation, molecular function: protein serine/threonine kinase activity; ATP binding. Gene Ontology annotation, cellular component: nucleus; spindle microtubule; cytoplasm. Lineage: Eukaryota; Metazoa; Chordata; Mammalia; Rodentia; Heteromyidae. The record is from RefSeq and is a predicted model, not a curated record. Bases 327 to 1556 code for a protein of 409 amino acids. The transcript is spliced from 10 exons.
AGUGACGUCAUAGCGCGAUGGCGGCGGCUCCUUUAGGCAGCUGAAGGGGGAUUUAGGCCCGGAAGAUCCGAGUCCAUCCGCGGCGGGGAGAGGGCGAGCGGGGCCGGCGGGGGCCGGAGCAGCGGCGGCGGCGCUCGGACUGUCCCAUCCGCCCCGUAUUGAGGCGCUGGGAGCGGCGGGGCGGCCGGAAAGCGAUGGUGAAAGCGGGGCCGUGAGGGGGGCGGAGCCGGACCGGACCCGCAGUAGCGGCAGCAGCGGCGGCGCCGCCUCCCGGAGCGCAGACCCAGGAAGCGGCCGGGCGGGCAGGAGCGAGCCGCACCGCCGCCAUGGAGCUGAGGGUCGGGAAUCGGUACCGGCUGGGCCGCAAGAUCGGCAGCGGCUCCUUCGGAGACAUCUAUCUCGGUACGGACAUUGCUGCAGGAGAAGAAGUUGCCAUCAAGCUUGAAUGUGUCAAAACCAAACAUCCUCAGCUCCACAUUGAGAGCAAAAUCUAUAAAAUGAUGCAAGGAGGAGUGGGCAUCCCCACCAUCAGGUGGUGUGGGGCCGAGGGGGACUACAAUGUCAUGGUGAUGGAGCUGUUGGGACCAAGCCUGGAAGACCUCUUCAACUUCUGCUCCAGGAAGUUUAGUCUCAAAACUGUUCUGCUGCUCGCCGACCAAAUGAUUAGUCGUAUUGAGUAUAUUCACUCCAAGAACUUCAUCCACCGAGAUGUGAAGCCAGACAAUUUCCUCAUGGGGCUGGGGAAGAAAGGCAACCUAGUCUACAUCAUUGACUUUGGGCUGGCCAAGAAGUACCGGGAUGCCCGCACCCACCAGCACAUCCCCUACCGAGAGAAUAAGAACCUCACGGGAACGGCACGCUACGCCUCCAUCAACACGCACCUCGGAAUCGAACAAUCUCGAAGAGACGACUUGGAGUCUCUGGGGUACGUGCUGAUGUACUUCAACCUGGGCUCUCUCCCCUGGCAGGGGCUGAAGGCUGCCACCAAGAGGCAGAAGUACGAGAGGAUCAGCGAGAAGAAGAUGUCCACCCCCAUUGAAGUGCUUUGCAAAGGCUAUCCGUCUGAAUUUGCCACGUACCUGAAUUUCUGCCGUUCACUGCGCUUCGAUGACAAGCCCGACUAUUCCUACCUGAGACAGCUCUUCAGGAACCUGUUCCACCGCCAGGGCUUCUCCUACGACUAUGUGUUCGACUGGAACAUGCUCAAAUUUGGUGCCAGCCGGGCUGCGGAUGACGCUGAGCGGGAGCGCCGGGACCGGGAGGAGCGACUGAGACACUCGCGGAACCCAGCUACCCGUGGCCUCCCUUCCACAGCUUCUGGCCGCCUGCGGGGAACCCAGGAAGUGGCUCCCCCUACGCCCCUCACCCCUACCUCACACACAGCCAACACCUCUCCUCGGCCUGUCUCUGGCAUGGAACGAGAGCGAAAAGUGAGCAUGCGGCUGCAUCGUGGGGCCCCGGUCAACGUCUCCUCAUCCGAUCUCACGGGCCGGCAAGAUACCUCUCGCAUGUCCACCUCACAGAAUAGCAUUCCUUUCGAACACCACGGCAAGUAGCUGCUCGUCUCCGUUGGAAGGCAGCACUGGAUUCCCGGUCGGGUGGCUUCCAGUGGUCUUCAGUCUGUCGUGCACCGAUGAGAACUCUCCUUUUUGCUGUGAAGGGCAGACAAUGCAUGGCUGAUCUACUCUGUUACCAAUGGCUUUACUAGUGACACGCCCCCCGGUCUAGACCCGAAACGUUCACGCCGGGAGCUCUCCAGGCCACUCACCCAGCGACGCCCAUGGGGAAUCAAAACACAAACUAGACGGACAGGCUCCACGAGCUGCCAUCGCCAGGGGCCGCCCCCACGCCCCCACGUGAGCUCAGUUUUCACGGGUCUGGGAAGAAGAGCAGAGUAUGGGAGACCAUUGCAGAGAACCCGACUCCUGUCAAGAGCCUCUCGGCUCCCCCCAGUGGGGGCGACCUGCGCUCCCUGCCGAUCCCACCGCAGCUCCCCGUCUUCUACUUGGUUAAGACAGUUUUGUAUCAUUUUGCUAAAAAUUACUGGCUUAAAUCUGUGUAAAGAAAUCUGUCUUUUUAUUGUUUCCUUCUUGUCUGUGUUCGCGGUCUUAAAAGAAAAAGAAAGGUUGACCCUGAAGAACGCUCAGAGCGGCGCUGGCUUGGAGCUUCUGUGAGAGGCGGAGGCGGCGGAAGAGGCCCCCCGUCUGUCGGGCCGUGUUGUUUUUGUUUUCUAGUGUUGUGCUGUCUACUUUGGAGAGGAAAUUCUCAUCAAAAGUCAUGUGCGUGUGUGUGUCUUGUGGGUCUCCAUCCGCCCACUUUCGGCAUCUUGCUUACUGCCCUUCCCCACUGUACACUGAAAUCCCUGCCGUGGCCAGAGCAGGUUGAGUGAGGGUGCGGCGGGCAGGUCCCCAGCAGACGCCAGGCGGCCUUUCCAGCAGAGGCGAGACGAGUCGAGAACUCUGGAGAGCUCACCCUGACAGGCCGGCGAGGCCCAGCAAGACACUGGGGAGGUCCAAGGUUCCAAGUGGAGUGUGUGGUUUGGGCUUCUGAGGAAGGAUGGCGAGCCAGAACGUGGGGGUUCUGUCGGGGUCUGUGUCUGGUUAUGUUGAUGUUUGUUGCCUCCCAUGCCUUUGAAAGCACUGCCAGAUUGCACUGGUCUGUUGUCACCUCUCGAAGCCAAGGAGCAGGCUGUCCUGGGCGCCGUGGUUUGUCCAGAGAGACCAGCAUUUGAAGGGAAUCCACCUUGAAGUGCCACGCGGCAGCCGACUCCCCUCCACACGCCACCCCCAAUCCAGUGGUGUGACACACGUCUACAGCUGGACACCCGGGUGGGGCGAGCUGGGGGCUGGGCAGCCCUGCCACCGGUGAGAGUGCUCAGGCUCUUCCCCCCCUUCCACUCUGCCCACGUGGGGAGCAGCACUGACUGGCAUGGAUGGUCUCCCUUCCUUCUGGCAUCCUGUGCAGAGUUCCGCUGUGAACUGGGCUCUGGGGAGGGGGCCUUUCCAGGCUUCCGUGUCUCCCCUCCCACCUCCCCUGGCUCCCCGGGCUGACGCUGCGCCCGGGGGGUGCUUCCUAAUCCUGAAUGACUGCUCUGGACACUGGGGGGUGCAGGUCUGGAAAUGCAGGGGGGGCUCAGGGUUGGAGACAUUGUAACACUUCUUGUUGCAAACCCUUGGCCGGGGUGGGGCUUCCUCUCGGGGGUGAGCCGCCCGCAGCGGCCAUCGCAGAUGACGCGCAGGCGUCCUCGCCACUGCAGCCAGCCUGGCCCGCAGGCCGGACCCGCAGAUGGUGCUGGCAGUGGACCCAUCCCCAGUUGUUGAGGACGUGGCUGUGACGGUUCUUGCCUAAUAUUUAAUCCCCAUCAUCACUUGCAGGAAACGUAGUUAGAAUGUGUAUCAACCUGUGUCUUGGUGACCAGUCUGAGCUGUGCGUUUGUACUACCACUGUAUUUGUGUACUUUAACAAUUGUGUACAUAAUAAAUUCAUAAUGACUUCUACCUUUC